Messenger RNA from Lasiodiplodia theobromae, 987 nucleotides. RefSeq names its product 6-phosphogluconate dehydrogenase family protein. Bases 1 to 987 code for a protein of 328 amino acids. The record is from RefSeq and is a predicted model, not a curated record. The transcript has 4 exons. NCBI's taxonomy places the organism in Eukaryota, Fungi, Ascomycota, Dothideomycetes, Botryosphaeriales, Botryosphaeriaceae. Gene Ontology annotation, molecular function: oxidoreductase activity, acting on the CH-OH group of donors, NAD or NADP as acceptor; NADP binding; NAD binding.
AUGGCCGAAUCUCAGCAUGCUUCUCCUCCGCCGAGGUUUGGAUGGAUAGGCCUUGGAUCAAUGGGCCUAGCCAUGGCCACAAACCUCCAAAAGCACCUGCAGUCCCUCGGCGCGCGCGACCUGCAUUACACCAACCGCACCAUGUCCCGCGGCGCACCCCUGCAGGACCUCGGCGCCGUCCCGUGCACCAGCAUAGCCGACCUCGUAGCAUCUUCCGACGUCAUCUUCCUGUCUUUAAGCGACGACAAGGCGCUAUCCGCGACCCUGGACGGCAUCCUGAGCAGCCCUUGCGAUCUGGCCGGCAAAAUCGUCGUCGACACGUCGACCGUCCUCCCGGCGUCGUCGGCACGUGCGGCGACGCGGCUGCGCGCGAAUGGCGCCGAGCUCGUCGCUGCGCCCGUCUUCGGGGCCAGCCCUGUUGCUGCGCAGGGCCAGUUGCUGUUUAUUAUCGCUGGCCCGGAUGCGGCUGUUGAAGCGUUUGAGCCGUUUGUUGUGGGAGUUAUGGGGAGGGGGAUUAUCCGUCUGGGUGAAGAUGUGCGGAAGGCGAGUAUGAUGAAGACGGCGGGCAAUUUUGUCACUGCUGGAAUGAUGGAGUUGAUUGCGGAGGCCCAUGUGUUCGCUGAGAAGACUGGGCUGGGGAGCGAGGCGAUGGAAGCUCUCUUUGAGCAGCAGUAUGGACCGUUGGCGUUCAACAUGUCAAAAAGAUUAACUUCUGGUGCUUACAUGCCUCCGAAAGGUGAGCGGCCAUGGUCAAGUCUCGAUCUUGCCUUGAAGGAUGUUGGACAUGGAAUUAGAUGUGCAAGAGAAUCCGGGUCCCGAUUAGAAGUUGGUGAAGUGGCAUUGCGGCAUUUGGAAGAGGCAAAAGACUUCUCCGAUGCUCAUGGCCGGCCGCUUGAUUCUUCGUCUAUGUACGGUGUGCUGAGACAACAAGCCGGUCUGCCAUUUGAAACAGAUUUUGUGCAAAAGCGGGAUUCGGGCGACGCAUAA